AUGUUGUCUCUGGAGACUCUUGUCUUCCAAGAGUAUGCAGAUGAGAUCUUCGAAUACCUUAAGCGUAAAGAAACCAAGAUGCUUCCAGAUCCAAACUAUCUAGAUAAACAGCGUGGCCUUGACUGGGGGAUGCGAACGCAACUAGUGGCGUGGUUGGUCACGGUUCGAAACCACCUCGGCCUCCCUCAUGAGGUCUUAUAUCUGACCGUCAAUAUUAUCGACCGCUCCAUGUCCUUGAUGGAAGUAACUCCUGACCGACUAAUGCUUCUUGCAGCUGCAUCACUGAUCAUAUCGCUUAAGUAUGAACAACAGUACCCUGACUAUUCAAUGCAGGAUAUUAUCGAAAUUUUCGACCUUGAACCAGAAAAAGUGCGUCAAGCGGAGCGUAUUAUCCUUCAACGGUUAGACUACGACCUUGGUUGGCCAGGGCCAAGUAGCUUCCUACAGAGGAUCAACAAAAUCAACAAUGGAGAGACACAAUUAACCGUCUUAGCCCACUACUUCCUGGAGCUGCAGUUGCAUACUGCUUCGCAAGUGAGAUAUCAGGGCAAUCGAUAUGGACACCGCAACAAGUUGAUCUGUUGGGCUAUUCCAGAGCGGAACUGGAACCUUUCAUCCAAAUAA
Fonsecaea nubica is the source of this 624-nucleotide messenger RNA. RefSeq lists its product as hypothetical. The record is from RefSeq and is a predicted model, not a curated record. Gene Ontology annotation, cellular component: cytoplasm; cyclin-dependent protein kinase holoenzyme complex; nucleus. Gene Ontology annotation, biological process: mitotic cell cycle phase transition; regulation of cyclin-dependent protein serine/threonine kinase activity. The transcript is spliced from 3 exons. Gene Ontology annotation, molecular function: cyclin-dependent protein serine/threonine kinase regulator activity. NCBI's taxonomy places the organism in Eukaryota, Fungi, Ascomycota, Eurotiomycetes, Chaetothyriales, Herpotrichiellaceae. The coding region runs from base 1 to 624 and encodes 207 amino acids.